GUACAGACGACGAAAAAAGGUUGGCACAAUAAAAAAAAAAUAAUUGGUCAGCUUGAAAUGAAAAUGGGCCACCAAUAAAGAAAUGCAAUAUGAGGACUAGCCAAAUUUUCUCUUCUUUUUCAUAUUGCUUAACAUGAACGAGGAAUACAAUUUCGACAGUGAGACAGUACCUGUGAUGAUACAAUCAUAAAUGGACUGGGAAGAGACUGCAGCAGUAAAUGCAGCACAAAAAGAAGUCAAGAGGAAGACCAAACCUCACUCCUAAGAGCUCCCACCCCUUGAUGUAGUAAAAAAGGAAAGGGGAUCAUACAUCACCAAGAACGAAGCAAAGGUAGUCAAUUUAAUCAAUUUGUUGCAAGAGUUUGAGAAUAUGUCUAUCAGUGAAGCGAGUAGAAAGGUAGGGCUCUCCAAGUCAACAGCUGCUCGUAAACUCAAGAAAGGGACGACCGCAAUACUCAAAGACGAACAUACUGUAUUUACCUUUGAGCUGCUGGCUAAUGAGCCAACAUUGACAAUCGAAGCUGUUACAGACAACCUGUCAAAAGAAUUUAGAGAUAUACAGAUCACCCUUAGAUCAAUGGAAAAUCAUAUGAAGAAGAAGUGUCGCCUAACCUACAAGCGUAUCAUUCCUAGAUAUUAUGGCAGGAACACGGAUGAGACUGUUGCCAAAAGACAAGAUGCGGUAGCAUACUGGGUUAGCCAGAACAUAGAUUUUAUGAAUGAAUGCGUGUUCUUAGAUGAAGCUGGAUUUGAUAGGAGUAUGCAUCGCUCAUAUGGAUGAUCUGAGGCUGGAACACCUUGCAAAAUUGAUGUUCAAACGAAGGGAGCAAAUGUCAGCAUCUUGGGUGCUAUUUGUAAAAGUGGUUUAAUCAUAUUAUCCAGAAAAGAAGUUACGCUUGGUGCUAGGAGUGGAAAGCGAACUCGAACUGGUGAGAAAUCUCAGGCCCUCAAGAAAAAGGGUACUACCAGCAGUGACUUCCUUGAAUACAUAGAGCAAGUCCUCACAACACUGGAUGCAGCUAACAUGAGCUACAAAUAUCUAGUUCUUGACAAUGCAUCCAUUCACAAGGCUGCACGUAUUGAAGAUUGGGUUGGCCAACGUGGCUAUAAACUUCUCUUUUUGCCCACUUAUUCUUCUUUUUUUGAAUCCAAUCGAAGAGUUUUGGUCCAAGCUGAAGACUGUUGUAAAUAACGAUCCCUCUUCUGUCAGGCAGAAUGAAAAAGUCUUUGAUCGUAU
Gilbertella persicaria is the source of this 1237-nucleotide messenger RNA. RefSeq lists its product as uncharacterized. Lineage: Eukaryota; Fungi; Mucoromycota; Mucoromycetes; Mucorales; Choanephoraceae. The transcript has 3 exons. Bases 371 to 781 code for a protein of 136 amino acids. The record is from RefSeq and is a predicted model, not a curated record.